This is a messenger RNA of Spodoptera litura, 1298 nucleotides long. RefSeq names its product dynein light chain 90F (gene Dlc90F). Gene Ontology annotation, cellular component: cytoplasm; cytoplasmic dynein complex. The record is from RefSeq and is a predicted model, not a curated record. Gene Ontology annotation, molecular function: dynein intermediate chain binding. NCBI's taxonomy places the organism in Eukaryota, Metazoa, Arthropoda, Insecta, Lepidoptera, Noctuidae. Gene Ontology annotation, biological process: microtubule-based movement.
UCCAAAUUUUCUCACUGGCAACACUGUCAAUUUGGGAGUUGGUUUGGUUUCUAUCUGUAGCACUAACAUCUAAAAUUUUGUUGUCUUUGUAAUUAAACUAUUUCCAGAAAACUCUUCAUACUCAAAUAGCGUUUCGUUUUAAAUCAUGGAGGUUAAAGAAUGUAACGAUUUAGCUGAAGAAAAUCAAUUCAUUGUGGACGAUGUGAGUAAAAUUAUUAAAGAGGCUAUUGAGAAUUCAAUCGGAGGGACUGCCUAUCAGCACAAUAAAGUUAAUCAAUGGACAUCAGCUGUUGUGGAAUCUUGCUUGGGGCAAUUGACCAAGCUACAAAAGCCUUAUAAGUAUAUAGUGACAUGCACUAUCAUGCAGAAGAAUGGUGCCGGUCUACAUACGGCUUCUUCUUGUUUCUGGGACAAUAAUACUGACGGCUCAUGCACUGUGCGCUGGGAAAACAAGACUAUGUACUGCAUUGUCUCUGUGUUUGGCCUGGGAAUCUAACUCUUCUAUCAAAUGCUUACAUUCUAUUUAAAUGUUAAUUUUAUGUUCCGCAUAGUAUAGUAACAACCAGCCUUAGUAUUGCUUAGAACUAAUAAAUAAAAAUAUGUAAUAUUGAGUAAAUUGGUAGUAAGAUAAAGAAUUAUUUUGUUAGCCAAACAUUAUCUAUAAGUUAUUGUAAAUUUACUUUGAUGAAUUAGCAUUAAUUAAUAUGGCAACCAUUAUGACAGUAUAGUAGGUGAAAAAAAAUAAUAAUUUGCAUACAGUAAUAAAUCUCUAAAAACAGCACAAUCAUCUAUUAAUUUAUCUCAGUUGUAACAGACUUGUUUUAUAGUCAUUACUUAAUUUAAGUAUGUAGGAUAUAUUUUCAUACACAAUAAAGUAUCUCAAAUGAAAAUUGGUAUUUUUAUUUUAAGUUUUGUUUAUUUAUCUUAUGUGAUUCCAGUUAUUUUAAUUAACAAAUCGGUUACUGAUGUGUUCAAAAAAUUUUAAUAAAAAUUUACGUUAUUAUCCUCAAAGUUCAAUUGUGCUGUUUGAAAUAUGAUUUCGAAAAUAUUUACUAUUCCCUUGUUCUCAAGUAAUGCAAUAAAAAUAUUAAUGAUAAAUAAGAGUGAGAGUAACGAUAAUGUUAAAUGUUAAGGAUUUUUGAAAAAUUACCCAGAUCUCGUGGGGUUUGGGCUCAUACACUUAAAGUAAUCAAAACAAAUCUCAGUUUGAUCCAGUCUUUAAUUGAUUAUACCUAUUAUCUACAAAUAAGCAACCUAUUUACCCUGUCCAGUUGGUAAUAAAAAAAUAUUAUGUGGUA